AUGUUCAAGCUUCUGGCUCUUCCCCUGUUCUUCGCCGCCGUCUCGGCUGGAUACCUCGGCGCCCCGCUGGCCUACUCUGCCCCGGCUUACGCUCAUGCCCCGCUGGCCGCUGCCUACCACGCCCCGCUCGCCUACCACGCACCAGUCGUCAAGACCGUCGCUGCCCCAGUUGCCUACGCCGCCCCGGCCUACCAUGCUGCCCCGUACGUUAAGGCUGUUGCCCCGGUUGCCACCAGCUACGCCAACACCUACAAGGUCUCCGUGAAGGCCCCAGUUGCCUACGCCGCCCCAGCCGUCGUGUCGCACGCCCCGGUCGCUUACGCCGCCCCGGCCUACGCUGCCCCGGCUUACGCUCACCACGCCCCUCUGGCCUACGCUCACGGAUACUACCACUAA
Messenger RNA from Anopheles marshallii, 396 nucleotides. Its product is annotated as cuticle protein 38-like. NCBI's taxonomy places the organism in Eukaryota, Metazoa, Arthropoda, Insecta, Diptera, Culicidae. The record is from RefSeq and is a predicted model, not a curated record. Bases 1 to 396 code for a protein of 131 amino acids. The transcript has 3 exons.